GCCGGCAGCGGUCCAGGUGCGCGGGGCGGGGCUGCGGCUCGGCCCGCCCCGCGGCACCGAGGCGGGACCGGUGUCCGCCGCCGCAUCCCCGCCGCGACGGGCAGCGCGGAGUCGGCUGCGCUCUGCUCCGCUCCGCCGCCCGGCCAUGUCCCUCUGCAGGACCGCCUCGCAGGCGCUGGGCUCGCUCCUGAGCAGGGCUCCUGCCGCCGCCAGCCGCCUCAGGCAGCGUGGGCCUCCUCGCCAGAUGUCAUCUGGGAGUGUUCCUGGCUCUUCUAGAGACAGCAUGAUGAUCUAUCUGCUUGCUGGUGUUGCUGCUUUUGGUGGUUUAUUUUAUGCCUACAGAGUAGUCAGUUCACCCCGCAGCAAGUUUGUUGAACAUAAAAAUAUUCUUCCUGAGAGAGCCGAGGGGCAGAAAAGCAACCUGUGGUCAAGCAAGGAAGGUGAUGGAGAAGAGGUGGAUGAAGUCACUGGAGCAGAGAAGACCGUGGAAGAAGCUGAUGCAGCAGCUUCAGUUGAACCUGCAGCACAGGAUGAGAGUGCUGGACCCACAGCACAGGAUGAGACUUCUGGGGUGUCCCCAGAAGCUGGAGGGGAGAAUGACUUACUGGCUCCAGAGGUAUCCCACGCUAUGGAAGAAGCACAGCAGGAAGCUGCUGCUAAUUCAGAAGCUGCUGCUAAUUUGGAACUUGCUGCUAAUUCAGAAGCUGCUGCAGUUCAAGUUUCUGAGGAGGAGAAGACAGCUGAAGAAGUCGGUAAAGAGCCCUAAAGUAAACAGUGUGGACAUCUUUGAAAACUUUAAUGCAAAUAUUUGUGGCAAUUAACCAGCUGAUUCCUGUGUGAAACCUCUCUUCCUUGAAGACAUAAAAGAAACUGUGCAGUUUGUCCUACCACACAUUGGUCAUUAUGGCCAGUAUUCAGUGCUGAAGGAGAUGAACUGCAUUGCCUAGAGAAAUGCUUCUGUGACUAACAACUCUGCUGUAGAAAGUAGCAUCCAGUCAAGCCACUCACAUAAAUACCUGUGCUAAGAGAAGCAGCAUGAUGCCAGAUGAACUCCUUCUAUGUCUUUGUUGUCUGAUAUGUACGUUGAUUUCUUACUUUUGGUCCAAACUGUUGUGCAUAGUUAUACAUUUGUAACAUUCCAUGCUAAAAUGUAAGCAAAAGGUUUUAAAAUCAAGCCAAAAUAUUAUAAAAGUAACUGUUAGCAUUUUUAAAUUUGGAAAAUAACAACAUGUUUGCUCCUGAGUUUGGAUUUGUGAUUGUAAGCAUAGGAUAUCUGGCUGCACAUGACCUGAUUUUCCCCCUGCAUAAACAUUUCAGGUGCUACCAUUCCUUGCACAUUAACAUCCAGGAGUAAACAUUUUGGGAAGAAAACCUGUUCACAAGUAGUAGCCGUAGGUACUUCAUAGCCUGACAAUCAAAGUAGCACUGGUUGGCGUUUUCAUCAUGUAUCGAAGUGGUGGCUGGCUCCCGCCUUGGGUGUGCUGGGCUCUGCUCCUCCCAAAUCUCAUCCAGCUUGCUAGUCCUUUCGUGUUGCAUGUAGUGGUAGUGUAACAACACCAAAGCUUGGUAUAAACCUUCAAGUUGGUGCAAAUCACAAGCCCUUUAGGCCACGGCAAAGGCUGUCUCUAGAGCAUUUGUACACAGAGUGCAAAACCCCUGUGAAGGGCUGUGCAACAGGUCUUCAAAUGGACAGGCAUUCUUAGGGACUAGAAAAGAACCAAACAGCUAAAUAACCUUGUUUUCUCAGUAUUAGCUUCCUAAAAAACACAUUUAUUAUUAAUAACAGUUUGUUUGUGUCUUGGUUUGGAAAGACAGAUGUCUGCUAAGGAAGGCAGGAGCCUCCCCAAAAAUGGAAAAAAUGUAAACCCCCUCCCUCCAAAU
This is a messenger RNA of Passer montanus (Eurasian tree sparrow), 1881 nucleotides long. RefSeq names its product mitochondria localized glutamic acid rich protein (gene MGARP). The transcript has 6 exons. NCBI's taxonomy places the organism in Eukaryota, Metazoa, Chordata, Aves, Passeriformes, Passeridae. Gene Ontology annotation, biological process: anterograde axonal transport. Gene Ontology annotation, cellular component: mitochondrial outer membrane; mitochondrion. Bases 146 to 766 code for a protein of 206 amino acids. The record is from RefSeq and is a predicted model, not a curated record.